Alligator mississippiensis (American alligator) is the source of this 2121-nucleotide messenger RNA. It is a transcript of the gene RNF212, whose product is annotated as ring finger protein 212. The record is from RefSeq and is a predicted model, not a curated record. Gene Ontology annotation, biological process: homologous chromosome pairing at meiosis; reciprocal meiotic recombination; protein sumoylation. Bases 477 to 1445 code for a protein of 322 amino acids. NCBI's taxonomy places the organism in Eukaryota, Metazoa, Chordata, Crocodylia, Alligatoridae. The transcript is spliced from 12 exons. Gene Ontology annotation, molecular function: SUMO transferase activity. Gene Ontology annotation, cellular component: synaptonemal complex.
AUGCGCACACCGCGCUGGCACCCCGAGGAGACGGGGCGGUUCCAGGUGUUAUGAACAGCCCUUGAACCAACAGCCGGCUGGCAGUCCAUCUCCCCCUCUCACCCCUGCUCCUCUCCCAAGCUCACCUCCUUUUUGUGGGGAGGCCCUGGGAGGGUGAUGGACACGUGGGCGAGCUGACGUCUCCUCACACACUUGUCUGUGCCAUGGCGGGGGGACCCCUUGCAGCCUCCCAUCCGCAGUGAGGGGAGUGAGCGCCACACACACUGCCCCGCUGAGGGGGUGCGGAGAGGAAAUCCCCCUCACACACUCAUGUCCCUAAGUGUGGGGAGGCAGCAUGGAAACCCCCUGAGCUUCCCUCCCCUCAUACCUGCCCCUCAGUUGACACCUCAAGCGGCCGCUGCUCUGCUAGGGCUGGGGCCAUCUCGCCGGCGGCCAUCGCUGCCUGCAGCAGCUCCAAAACCGGGAGGAGAGAGCGCAUGCAUCUUGUUUGGGCUCUUUCGAUGUGUUACUUCCUCAGCGGCCCAACCAACAUGGCAGUCCCGGUGUUUUGCAAUGCGUGUUUCCGACAGCCCCAAAAGGCAACCCCCAGGUUCGGCCUCACCAACUGCGGCCAUGUUUUCUGUGAGCUUUGUCUCCGGAAAGGCAAAGAUAAUGAAUGUUUGAUCUGCAGAGCUGCUUGCCGUACAAUAUUUCUUUCAAAACAGACAAAUACCGAUAUUCAAUCACUGUUUAUGGGAGUAGAAAUGUUGUGCAAGAAAUACUCAAGAGAAAUUACCCAGAUUUCAGAAUUUCAAGAAAGACACAGAAGAAGGUUAUUAGCAUACUACAGAGGAAAGAUUGCAAAGUUGGAAGAAUCUCUAAAGAAGGCAAUGCAACAAAUACAUCCAGCACAAUGUAUCAGACCUCAACAAACUGCUAGACCAUCAGUGUCCGCUCCACGUAGAAAUCCAGUUGCUAUUUCUUCAGCAAAACAGAAUGCAUUUUCUUCAUACUCUCUUCAUCUCAAUCACCCAUCAACCUCUGAAAUGGGGGAGGAGAUGGAGAUUGAUCCUGUACCUUUCCCAGUGAAGAAACUUGAGACAGUGACUGGUCCAGCAAGAUUGUCAUUGAUAAGCCCUCCUCAAGGUGGACGUAUGGGUAGUGUUUCCCACAAAGGUUCUCAAUCAGAUGGACUAGCAGCAAGUCAGAAUAGCAUACCAGGCUCUGUAAGGUCAACACCACUAAGAAUACCAUAUAAUGGAUGUUCCUUUACUCCUACUUAUGGAUCACAGAGUAGUAGGCUGGGCAUGUGGGAUACUCCCAGUUCCAGAACUCCUCAGCUGUAUCCAUUUACACCACCUUCCUCACAGUCAUCUGUAACAAGACCACCAAUCACCAUCGCCAGUCUUCUGCAGAGGCAACGUCUAGGAUCUACUAAUCUUGGAGGACAUUCUGUAGAAAGAUAAGCACGUGGCUGAAAUCUAUAUUGUUUGGUAAGCAGCUGGAGAAGUCCUCCACCGGUUUAGCAAUCUCAAACAGAACAUGUAAUUUCUAUACACAUCAGACUAGAAUAAGAUUACAAAUUAUACAGCUUAAUGAAAGCAUUCUUUAAGAUAUGACCAAUAUUGUUAAUUAAUACCCACAAUAGUUUUAAAUACUAAUGCGGGAAAAGUUUUGCUGUUCUUAGAAUUUAUUGAAGAAACAUUUGGCCUUUUGUAACGAGGCAUUCAGACUAAAUAUAAUUAUAUAUGUAAUAAGUACUUCUUUUAAAUAUCUUUGUUUGUAAGUGCUAAUAAAUCUUUUGAAAUGCUGAAAUAGCUGUGCAUGUAGCUGCCUAUUGCAUCUGUGUUUAAAUGGUUGUGCAUCUGGACACUAUAAUGCAUGUUCCGUAUUAGAGAUGGGGAUAAAUCAAAACUGCAAAUCCCAUUUGAUUUCAGUAUGAGAACUACAGUUCUUAUGAGACUCCAACCUUGUUUUUGGAUCCAGAAUUCAACAAAUUAUUUUUGUAAAAUAUUUUAUUCAUUAAAAUUGCAUUUCCUGAUUGCCUGGAACCAUUCAUAAUUUGAUUCAAAUUGGGUGAAUAAUUUCAGCUCAAAAAUCCCACAAAACACAAACAAAAUUAAAUAAUACUUGGAAAAAUUG